UUCUAAAACAUCAUUAAAGACUCAGUUACAUGCUUGUUUGAACUUACAAAACUCUGUUCUUUGAGAGUGAAUGUGAAAGUUGAUCAUGAAAGGCUUGUUGGAAGAGCAACUACCUCAUCACAAUUCAAACAAUGCAUCAACUUGUGACCAGUCUAAAGAUGAUCAAGAAAUGGGCUCUAGUGCCAUGUCAAAGAGUGGAAAUGUCUUCAGCAACUCAGGCUUUAGCUGCUUUCCACGAGGAAUGGAUCUAAAUCUUGGACGUGUGGCUUUAGCAGAGAUGGUAGGGACUUUCAUUUUGAUGUUUUCAGUAUGUGGGAUCAUAGCAUGCACCCAGCUGUUGAAAGGCGAAGUGGGUCUCCUGGAGUAUGCAGCCACAGCAGGAUUGACAGUGGUGGUUGUGAUUUUCUCAAUAGGGCCUAUCUCUUGUGCGCAUGUUAAUCCUGCUAUCACAAUUGCUUUUGCAAGCUUUGGUCAUUUUCCAUGGUCCAAGGUUCCACUCUAUAUAAUAGCACAAAUAUUGGGUUCUGUAUUGGCAACAUAUGUUGGACAGUCAGUUUAUGGUUUAAAACCAGAAAUUAUGAUCACCAGGCCACUACAAGGUUGCAAUUCUGCCUUCUGGGUGGAGCUCAUUGCAAGUUUUAUAAUCAUGUUCCUAGCUGCAUCAUUGACAUACCAAGCUCAAUCUGUAGGCCACUUGUCUGGCUUUGCUGUUGGAAUAGCCAUUGCACUAGCUGUGUUAAUCACAGGGCCAGUUUCAGGAGGAUCAAUGAAUCCUGCAAGGUCAUUAGGGCCUGCAAUCAUUUCAUGGAAGUUCAAUGACUUAUGGAUAUAUGUAACUGCCCCAGUCAUUGGAGCUGUUACAGGUGCUCUACUGUUUCGUGUUCUGCAUCUUCAAUGCCAGCCAUGUAGUUCAAUGCCUAACCCAUCUAGUUAA
This is a messenger RNA of Quercus robur (English oak), 934 nucleotides long. RefSeq names its product probable aquaporin NIP7-1. The record is from RefSeq and is a predicted model, not a curated record. Gene Ontology annotation, molecular function: channel activity. NCBI's taxonomy places the organism in Eukaryota, Viridiplantae, Streptophyta, Magnoliopsida, Fagales, Fagaceae. The transcript is spliced from 5 exons. Gene Ontology annotation, biological process: transmembrane transport. Gene Ontology annotation, cellular component: membrane. The coding region runs from base 86 to 934 and encodes 282 amino acids.